UGUAGGGCACCUAAAGAGGCCACAGUGAGCGGUUUGGGAUGCGGCCUUGCUAACUGACAGCAUCGUGCUCGUGCACGUCCAGCACUAACAGGAAGGUCACUAUGUUUCCAAACGUGGAUUUUUAAAGCAGGACAAAAAAACAAACACCCAAACAAACAGGAUAACUAGGAGUCAAAUUAAAGUUAAGGUCAAAAGUCGAGGUUUAUUUUUAACUAGAGCGCAAGCUUGCUAGCUAGCAGGCUAUAGCUGUGAAGUGUGUAUGUAACUGCGUGUGUCGUGCCGCAGGUGUUAGCAUGAGCUCGAGCUCCGGACAGGGACAGGGAGCCGCCGCGGGGCUCGCGGUCACCGCAGAGUCUCCGGUUGGAGGCGUCUCUGUGACGGGGAACAUCCGGAGACUCUACAGCCACGUGCGGCUUGAAAACCUGGCCGCCGGGCUGAGUGGAGGUGUGGUGUCCACCAUGGUGCUGCACCCGCUGGACCUGGUUAAAGUCAGGUUCGCAGUGAGCGACGGCUUGGAGCUGAGGCCGAAGUACCACGGCAUUUGGCACUGCAUGAGGAGCAUCUGGCAGCAGGAAGGACUUCGCGGCUUGUACCAGGGGGUCACCCCGAACGUCUGGGGCGCCGGGGCGUCAUGGGGUCUUUAUUUCUUCUUUUAUAAUGCCAUCAAGGCGUAUGUCAAGGAGGGCCGUCAGACGGAGCUGAGUGCCACGGAGCACCUGGUGUCUGCAGCAGAAGCAGGAGCGAUGACUCUCUGCCUCACAAACCCGAUCUGGGUGACAAAGACACGCCUGGUUCUGCAGUACAGCUCCGAUCCAAGCCAGAAGCUGUACAGGGGCAUGGUGGACGCGCUGGUGAAGAUCUACCGUCAGGAAGGAGUAGCGGGACUCUAUCGGGGGUUUGUUCCCGGCCUGUUCGGGACGUCUCAUGGAGCUCUGCAGUUCAUGGCAUACGAGGAGCUGAAGAGAGACUACAACAAAUACAGAAACAUGCAUUCAGACGCUAAACUGAAUCCAUUAGAGUACAUUACAAUGGCGGCUUUGUCCAAAGUCUUCGCCGUGGCCACCACAUACCCGUACCAGGUGAUCCGAGCUCGCUUGCAGGAUCAGCACGCGAGCUACAACGGGGUGGUGGACGUCAUCCGGCGGACGUGGAGGUCUGGGAGAUUUGACAAUGCAGAUGAUAUCAAUAUCACGAUAUAUUAACAUCAUGAUGCAUUUUUCAGAGCAUCACUGAUAUCGUCAUGUGUCAGUGCUAGAAGUGUAUUAUAUACUCACAGCUUAUAUUUAUCGUUUUUUAUCUUUUCCUCAUGAAAUACAAAUUUUUAUCUGAAUAAAACAUAUUUAUAGAAACUAUAGUUUCUUAUAAUAGAUUCACUCUUUUUGUUGGUAAACCUUAGCAAAGGUAAAUAAACAUGGAAUUGUAAUGUUCUAGUGUAUAAUUCUGUGAUUUUUACCCUCAACGAGGUCAAAGCACAUACUUCUUUAACUAUAUAUAUAUAUAUAUAUAUAUCAGAUGUAGUAAAGAUUAAGCAAAAAAAAAAAGGAAAGAGUAGUUUUGAACAAAAGUGCUUUAUCAGCUGUGCCAGCAAAGUGCUUCAGUACGUCGUGUUCCUCAGGAGACUUUGUGUUCUUUGCUUAUUUAUUUAUUUAUUUGUUUGUUUUUUAAAAUACGUCUGCUGUUAGCGCCGAAGUACACUGCAGUUCUUCGACUCCUCCUCAUAUAUCUAUACAAUGUAUACACACUCAGUAUUUAGGCAAUAUUUUGCUUUCACAACCUCAGUGCCAUGCAAAUCACAUCUAUUUUUUAUAUCAAACAUUUUUAUAACAGCUCAUUUUUGGAAAAAAAAAAAGAUAGAAUCUUAUAAUCCCAGGGUCUUGUUAAGUAUCGUGACGUGAUAUUUUUAUGAUAUCGCUCACCCCUAGUGAAGCAGUUUCAUUCAUCCGUCUUCAGUAAGCACUUUAUCCUGGUCAGGGUUGCGGUGGAUCCGGAGCCUGUCCCAGGAACACUGGGCACAAGUCAGGAAUACACUCCAGUUCAUAACACACUCAUUCACACCUAGGGCUAAUUUAGCGUAGCCUGUCCCGACUAGCUGCAUGUUUUUAGGAGGUGGAAAACCAGAAUCCGGCGAGCACACAGGCCAAGAGGUGACCAUGAGAAGCCCCACACAGUCAGUAACCCGAGUGCUGGUCAUAUUUUCAUAAUGAUUGAUGAAAACACAGAGGAAUUCAUUUUGUCUGUUGGACUUUUUUGGGAAUUUGCGUGGACAAAUGAAUGGGAUUAGAAUGGAUUUAUAAAACUAUAUAAAUACUUUUUUUUGUACAUUUACAGCACUUUUCUCCCAGCCAUGAGUGUUUUAAGACUCCAAUUAACUGACUAGAUCGAAUGUAUUUUUUUAUAGCUGUC
Pangasianodon hypophthalmus (striped catfish) is the source of this 2403-nucleotide messenger RNA. It is a transcript of the gene slc25a32b, whose product is annotated as solute carrier family 25 member 32b. Gene Ontology annotation, biological process: nucleotide transport; folate import into mitochondrion. Gene Ontology annotation, molecular function: FAD transmembrane transporter activity; folic acid transmembrane transporter activity. NCBI's taxonomy places the organism in Eukaryota, Metazoa, Chordata, Actinopteri, Siluriformes, Pangasiidae. The record is from RefSeq and is a predicted model, not a curated record. The coding region runs from base 294 to 1202 and encodes 302 amino acids. The transcript is spliced from 7 exons. Gene Ontology annotation, cellular component: mitochondrion.